GGCGGCGGCGGAGGCGGCGGCCGCCCUUGCGCUUCCUGCCCAGCCGGGGCUCAAGGGCGGCGGGAGGGGGCUCCGCAGCCCCGCCGCUCGCCCGCCCGCCCGCCCGCCUCCGGCCCGGCGCCGGAGCAGCAGCGCCUGCAUUGCAGAAGCCGCCCGCCCGGUCCUGCCCUCUGCCUGCCAGCCAGCCAGCAGAGCGGCCGCAGCCUCCGCCAGCCCGGAGGGAUGCCGGCGCUGCGCUUCCCCGGCGCAGAUUUCUCAGGAGACGUAACUUACUCUCACGGCUUACUGUGAAGAUAAAAAUGAACUAGCAUCUUCACCAUCUGACGCACGCUGGCGAAACUUGACUUCAAGUCUGCUGAAAAUGGAUGUCUUGUAACCUUCCUCCUUCUGCUGCCCAGUUAGCAGCUGCCCUACAUGCUCCCAUGACUCUUGAUAUGGAUGCUGUCCUCUCAGACUUCGUUCAGUCCACGGGGGCAGAGCCUGGUCUAGCCAGAGACUUGUUGGAAGGCAAAAACUGGGAUUUCACUGCUGCUUUGAGUGACUAUGAACAGCUCAGGCAGGUGCAUACAGCUAACCUGCCCCACGUGUUCAACGAAGGGAGAUAUCCCAAACAACAGCCGCAGCAAAAGCCAGAGAAAGAACCUUCCCAACAGGUGAACAAGAGUGAGCGGCUCUCCUUUCCUAGGCAGGAGGACAUCUCCCAAGAGAAGAGGCUUUCUAGGGGAAUCUCCCACGCCAGCUCCGCCAUCGUCUCUCUCGCCCGCUCUCACGUGGCCACCGAAUGUAACAAUGACCACUUCUCUCUGGAGAUGCCCAUCUACACCUUUCAACUUCCCGACCUCAGCGUUUACAGUGAAGAUUUCAGGAGCUUCAUCGAGAGGGACUUGAUCGAACAAGCCACCAUGGUUGCUUUGGAACAAGCUGGUCGGCUCAACUGGUGGUCAACGGCAUGUACCAGCUGCAAGCGUCUUCUUCCAUUGGCCACAACCGGGGAUGGGAACUGCCUCUUGCACGCUGCUUCUUUGGGGAUGUGGGGGUUCCACGACCGAGACCUCGUCUUACGGAAAGCCCUUUACACCAUGAUGAGGAGUGGGGCCGAAAGGGAAGCUUUGAAGAGAAGGUGGAGGUGGCAGCAGACCCAGCAAAAUAAAGAGUCAGGACUGGUUUAUACGGAAGAAGAAUGGGAGCGGGAGUGGAACGAACUUCUCAAGUUGGCAUCCAGUGAACCUCGCACUCACAUCAGCAAAAAUGGAGGCAGCGGCGGUGGAGUGGAGAAUUCUGAAGACCCCGUCUACGAGAGCCUAGAGGAGUUCCACGUUUUUGUGUUGGCCCAUGUUUUAAGGCGACCGAUUGUCGUUGUGGCAGAUACAAUGCUACGGGAUUCAGGAGGAGAAGCAUUUGCACCCAUCCCCUUCGGUGGAGUUUACUUGCCCUUGGAAGUCAUGUCCAACCGAUGCCAUUGCUCUCCCCUGGUCCUCGCUUAUGACCAAGCCCAUUUCUCGGCCCUCGUAUCAAUGGAACAGAAAGAUCAACAGAAGGAGCAAGCGGUGAUCCCCCUGACCGAUUCUGAGCAUAAAUUACUGCCUUUGCACUUCGCGGUUGAUCCAGGCAAAGACUGGGAAUGGGGCACCGACGACAGCGAUAACAUCAAAUUGGCCAAUUUGAUUCUGUCUCUGGAGGCCAAGCUUAACCUUCUGCACAGUUACAUGAAUGUAACCUGGAUUCGCAUGCCGUCAGAAACACGGGCUCCGUUGGCUCAACCGGAAUCUCCUACUGCCUCAGCUGGAGAAGAUGUCCAGUCGUUGGCAGACUCCAUGGAUUCAGACAGGGAUUCCAUCUGUAGUAAUUCCAACAGCAAUAACGGCAAAAACGGGAAAGAGAAAGAGAAGCAGAGGAAAGACAAGGAGAAGAACCGAGGGGAUUCGGUGGCUAACAAACUUGGAAGUCUCAGCAAGACUCUGGGCAUCAAGCUGAAGAAGAACAUGGGUGGUCUUGGUGGGUUGGUCCAUGGAAAGAUCAACCGAGCCAACGCCGGGAACGGCAAAAACGGGGAGAUCACAGAGAAGCCUAAAGAGAAGAAGUCCAAAUCGCGUAAAGGAAGCAAAGAGGAAUCGGGCCGCUCUGCGAGCACGUCCCCCUCGGAGAAGACCACCCCAUCGCCCACGGAGAAGGCGAGUAUCUCCCCCGCAGAAAAGGCCAACUCGAAAUCUCCGUCCGAGAAGCAGCCGGACUCCUGGAAAUACAGCACGGACGUGAAGCUGAGCCUCAACAUCUUGAGAGCCGCCAUGCAAGGAGAGCGGAAGUUCAUUUUUGCCGGCCUUCUCCUGACCAGCCAUAGACACCAGUUCCACGAGGAGAUGAUUGGCUACUACUUGACCAGUGCCCAAGAGCGCUUCAGUGCUGAACAGGAGCAGAAGAGGAAAGAGGCGGAGAAGAAGGCCGCGGCUCUCGGCGGCUCCUCUUCUCGGAAAUUGGACCAAGAAGGGUUUUCCAAGGAGAAGCUGGACUCAUCUCCUCAGGGGAGGGCAUCACCAGUGUUGUCUCAAAGCCAUACCACUCAGCUGGUUUUAAAGUUCAAGGACCGUUCUGCUCCCCCAGCGGCUUCCUUCUCGUCCCCUAGCAACAGCGCCAAGAAGAGUGGUCCCAUCCCAGUAUCUGCCCAUUAUAGCCAUACGCCCCCCGUUCAAAGGCAGAGCGUCAUCCACUUGCACGACUUCAACGCCAAGCCAUCCAGCUCCCAAGACGACGCCUACAAGCCCGUGGUGGGCACCCUUAAAACGUGCGCCACCUAUCCUCAGCAGAACCGCUCCUUGUCCUCGCAGAGUUAUAGUCCAGCCCGGAUAGCCGACAUCCGUACGGUCAACACGGUGGAAUCCUUGGCCUACACUCUGCCCACGGACCCCAAGUCACAAACGUACACCAAUGGGUUUAAUAAUAGCAACGACAUUAGAGACAGCUUAGAGUACGUGGACGAAGAAGCUCCACAAACCUGGUUGAACAAUGAGAAAAACAGAAGCCGGACCACGGUUUGCCCCCUGUACGCCAUCCAGCAGAACCGUUGCAAGACGGAGAAUUGCUCCUUUUACGGCCGCCCCGAAACCAAGAACUUCUGCUCCUGCUGCUACAAGGAGGAACUCAAACGUAGGGAGCGGGAGAGUAAAAGGUCCCGACAUUGAAGACAUGGAGCUCUUCGAAUAAAUAUUUAUUUCAUUCUUUUUCUUACUUAGGACAUACUGUUAUGGGGUAAGGGACUGAAAGAGGAAAGAACGGGGGGGUGUUUCUAGAAAGCGCUAGCUUUUCAAAUUUUUCUUUUUUUUUGCAGGGGUAGUGGGCAGGAAAACAAAAACAAAACAAAACAAAAAAAAGAAAGCGAGGAUCUGUGGUUGAUCAAGAGUUGGUGGCUUCCCAUUUAACUGGUGUCUUUUUUACAUACGCUGGUAAUCGGAAAGGGUCUUUUCUUCUCUGUCAGUGCUGUAUCCGCAUGGUCAAAACUUUACUAAUGGUGCCUGAAUUCACACUGACAUCACUCAGGUAGUAGAAAGGUUAGGGAAAAAGUCAUAAAAAUAGAAGACGUGGUGUGGUAAGUGUUCAAAUGUGUCUGCCUCAUUCUGUAGAUCAGAGGUGGGGAACUCUGGCCCUUUUGGGAGUGUGUGGAGUGGCUCAGGAAUUCUGGGAGCUGAAGUCCACACGUCGACAAGCUGAAUUCUGGGAAUUGAAGCCCACAAGUUACAGAAGUCCCAGAGUUCCCCACUCCUGUUGUGGAUCACCUCCACAGAAGAAAUGUCAUGUUCCGUCGCUCUUCUUCCUUUGCUGUUUUUUUUUAAGGGAAGCGAGCAUCGUAAAGGUGUAUUUAGUGCAUAUUAACUCACUAACAUCCUUGCUAUAAACUGUGGUUUUUUUAUAACUCCAUUUUUUCCAUAGACCCACCAAGGAAAGCAGUGGGUCCAAGACAGCAUCUUUUAUCACCCAACAGAAACAUCUUCAUUCACUCAUUCCUAUAAGUGAGCUCUGGUUUUGGGUUACACCAAUUGGUCAAGAUGGACAGGCCUAUCCUUCAAUUGCACAACCUUGCCGGCUGAUAUUAAAAUUAAGGCUCGACUCCUAUAUUAAAAAUGAGCACUUUGCAGGUUGGGGUCAGGGUAGUGCAGCCUGUCAUCCUGCAUAUGGUCAGCUUGUCAUCCUGCACUGCAGGCUAUACCAUUCCCUUAGUUUAGGAAUACUGUUAUUGCCACGUUAUUUAGUUACAUUUUUCCCGGAUGUUGGCUCGUUCCAAACUUUCUGUAGCCUGUAUCCUAGAUCCUUCCCGUUCCAGAGAAGAAGGCAAAAAUGGUCUGUAUUCAUUUGCACUGAUGUUAAAUUAUGGACACCUAUUUUUGAAAAGCAAGCUAUGGGUUUUUUUCUACACGUUCUUAAAUGUGGCCCUUCGAAGUUUGAAUUCAGAAAAAGGACGAGCAACUGGAUUUAUUUCAGCAAUUAUUUUAAAAGCUCCAUUGAAUCAAGACUGUGGAUUACUGAACCAGCCGGAUACCUUUUCUAGAGGUAUUGGAUUGUUUUGUCACAGGUCUCGUGUUGCAUGCGAGAUCUGUGUCACUUGAGACUUUCAAGAAGAGAUUGGACUGCCAUUUGUCAGAAAUGGUGUAGGGUCUCCCGCUUGGGCAGGCGGUAGGACUAGAUGACCUAUAAGGUCCCUUCCAACUCUGAUUAUCAGUUAUCUGUUAAAUGGGACAACCCUGAUUAUUUAUUUUACGAAUGGAUAGCUUUCUGCAGCCAGCAACCAUUAGAUAGUAAAAUCCGUCAAAAAUAUAAAUCAGAGUUAAAAUCAGCCAUAAAAUUUAGCAAAGGACAAUAAAGGGAAAUGUCAUUUACAGCAAAACAAUGGCAGGUGUCUUUCUUGCUGCCAAUCCAACUUCUCGAGAACAUCUUCCAAGCUGCCUGUAUACCCUUGUCCAGAUUGGUCUUGCAAAGAAACAAGAGAAAUUUUGCAAGUGGAUUCCAAAUUGAUAUAAUAUCUGAACCUUUAGCCCUUGUCAACAUCUUGGUCAGUGGUCAUCCGCAUCAUCUGAAGAUGCUAAGCCUUCUUCUGAAGUCAUCUCUAGUCGUCUUGGAAUAGGCAGAGUGUGAAUAAGGGAAGAACAUUUUAUAAUGUCCCUUCAUAGCUGAUGAAAUAGUCAAAACAGACAGAGAAGCAAUCUUAGUUUCCACACCAAUCUUUCCUUCCUUGGAUAAUAUUUCUUGAGUUUGGGUAGAACUCCCCAGCUGUAUGCAUGAUCUUUCAGAAAAAGCCAUGGUACCUCCAUCACUUCUGAUUUAGGUUAGAUUUAAUCAUAUAUUUAGUAAGAUCUGAGGGAAAAGUGGCAGGAACCACUUUUAUCUUUCUUCUCCCUACUUUUCAAAGCCAAUGGUUUGUUAUAAAAACCACGAUGCAAUCCAUUAUUGGAUUCCUCCCUAUUCUGUUGUGUUUUUGUCUUGUAAUCAUCUUCAUUGGCAGACCUUGUUAGGGCAUAAGAAUGGGUUACAUUCUUAUACAGAGCAAUAUAACCUAACUCUUAGGAUAAUUUUUGUCUACAUCUAUCCUAAGUUGCAUCUCAACCUGUACAUCCUCACCCAUUCUGUUCCUUUGGUUCCAUUCCAUUCAUAAAAAGAGAAGGGAAAUCAUUUGUCCCCAGCUUGAAAGCACCUUCAAACAUCCAAGUGAUUUUGAAAAGCUCAUUCAAGAUCCUUACACCCAGGUGUAAGAAUUCCUCUCCUGAUCAUGCAUCAUUUUAUAUUUGGUUCUGCUUCCCUAAAUAUAAAACAAAGGUGCCUACUGUCCAUGGUUAUUCACUUGUGUGUUUUACUCACCGUGUCAUAAGUCUUCUGGAGAGCCAAUCGCUGAUGCAUUCAUACUGGCCUAGAAAAGGAAUGAGAAAGUUUCCUCGGCAUCGCUGAAUAAGUAUUUUAAUUUUAGAAGGUUGAAUAAUACUUGACUAUAACAGUUUCUCUAUCUUUGGGAAGGCGUGGCAGUUCUCAGUUAAGGCCAACUUUUCCCCAUAAAUGCCGUUGGGUUAUCACAACCCACUAUGGGUCCACACUGUCAGCUGACACACACAUCAGAAGAGUGUACCAGGAUGUGUACAGAAACCCUGAUUCCUAGCUUAUUCCUAGUCUUUGGGAAAUCUCAGAGAGAGAGAGAGAGAGACGACUCUAUUAUUAAUACUAAUUGGCUUUUUUUGUCAAUGUUUCCUCUAAGAUCUGGGAGGAAGAACGUGUUGGAGAAUGUCUUUUCCAUGCCUUUUGUGCUUCCACUUUGGGAUCAAGAUAUUCAACUGAGGUGGGACUGGGAUGCCUGGCUCUUGAACUUUGGGUCCAGUUCAUUCCUAGGAGUCUCCCUUCCAGUUCUGAAGAAGGCUGUGGGGUCUUGAUGUUCCUUCUUGGUUGUGGUGAUUGCUGAUUCAUUUCUUUGGCCAAAGAAACUAUGGUACCAGAGGGAGCAACCUGUGAUUGUAUUUCAUAACCUGUGUGUGUGUGUGAGAGAGAGAGAGAGAGGGAGAGAGAGAAAUUGGACAUUGUUUUUAAGGGAGGGUGAGUUAAGCAAAUAUUUAUUAUUAUAGAUUGGUGAAGGAACAGCCUUCACUAUUCCUAUGAAUACACUUCUGUAGGUGAACCCAAAAGUGUUUUUUUCAAGAGGCAACUGGUCUGUCUUUCCUUGAAGAUGUUUCACUUCUCAUCCAAGAAGCUUCUUCAGUUCUGAAGGAAAGCCCAAGAAAGUCCAGUUGCCUCUUGAAAAAGCACUUUGGGGACAACCAUGCGCUGGAUGAUGGAGAAGCUCUGUAGACAUUAUGUAGGUAAAGUUAGUUAUCUAAAAAAAAUUGUCACUAGUAUGCACUCCAUUUUUCUUUUGCUCAAAGACUAACGCGAAUGAUAUCUUUUCAGAAUAAUGUACGCAAACAGGCACACAAACAAGCAACAUAUACAGAUAUAUUACCAGUCUUAAGGCAUGAAAUAAUCGAUGCUCUGCCUUGGAGCAUAAUAUCAGAUGUCUACUCGAAUCACUCCACUGUUUCUCUUCUUCACGAUUUGAUUUGAAGCCUAAUCCUUAAAUUGUUGCAAAGACUAUAAUUACUAUGGAGUAGAGCUAUGCAAAUGCAAAUCCUUGAAAUAACAAGAAGUCAAUAGUUAGUGGAGAUAAAAAAAGAAAGAAAGAAAGAAAAGAAAGAAAGAAAGAAAGAAAGAAAGAAAGAAAGAAAGAAAGAAAGAAAGAAAGAAAGAAAGAAAGAGAAAAAAAAGGAAAAAAAUAUUACCACUAUUUACAGAAAGAAAACUAGAUGCAUGAAAUAUAUGAAAAGUUGCUGAAAUUAGAACUUUCAUGAAAGAUUAUUUGGAUUUUUUAGAAAAAGACUCAAAACUAUAAAUUGUUAAAUGUUUUUUUUUUAAUGUAGAGUAACAUUCUAUUCCUGAGAGAUUGUAUUUUAUCGAAGCCAAACAAGAUUUUACUAGAAAAUUUCUCUCCCUCAUUGUCUCUCUUUCUCUGUAAGAGUGAAUACAUGUGCAUACAAAGACACAAACAUACCCACAAUCCGUUAUGCUACUACUGUUUUAUUCCAUUUGUGUUGUACAAGUCUGUGAGUUGGGUCAGGGGUGGGACAAGUGGAUAUUGUAGACAAUUCAGUGUGUUAAGGGCUAGGGGUAAUCUUGGAAGUGAAUUCUAAGUGAAGAAUGUAGUUGUGCAAAAAAAAAAACAGUUCCAAUGUAGAUGUCGGAAUUGGGGGUGGAUUACUUUCAGAGGCUGUUGUGCAAAAAUAGGGGAUUUUCUACACAAGCCCUGCUGAAAUGCACAGGAGCCUCUCAAGGACAACUUAAUACACACCUGACAUUUCAGUGGCACUCGUGUAAGAAUUCUUUUUCUGAUGAAUUAUCCUCUUUAUUUGGUGUGUCAGAUCUUAGAACAGUGGUUGAAUGUACUUAGUGUUGCUAACUGUUCUGGGCAAAGCAAUGUUUUUACAGAUGAUUUUUUUUAAAAAAAGAUUUAUGUUUAAAAUAUACAUAAAUAAUAGGCGGAAGUUGCAUUGAAGAAAGUAGGCAGUUUUCUGGAUAGGUUUGAGCCAUUCUACUAAUAUUAUUAAAAGACAAAAAUUAUGCAAAAAGUUUAGCCUUUCUUCUAUAGAGCAAAAGAGAUAAGGGAAAGUUUGUAAGCAAACAAUACCGAGGUGUUCUCAUACUUUGUAAUAAUUCACUUAAAACAAAUAUAUUUCAAAGGGCUAAUGAAUGAAUAAAACAUGAUCCGCUCGUGUUUACAGAGAAGUUGUGUUGUGUGUGCGUGGUAGAUGUUUUGCAGCACAUCUACUGGACGUUUUGCAGCCAGUCAUAACCGAAGGGUCAUGAGAAGCUAAAGUUGAACUGGGAAGCAAAGUUUUUCUCUCAGGCUGGUGCCUGGUGCCCUUCUCCACCUUCAGUUAAUUACUCAUUGUUGUUCUUGCAAAAUAAGUAACAACAGCAACAAUAAUGGCCAGGCUAUUUCCUUGGACAACAUGUCAUGCUUUCACUUUCAAUGCCUCUGUAAUUUUCCCCAUCAUUCCUAACUGAAAUAUCUAAAAUGGGAAAAAAAUGUGAAAGGAAUUUGCAAGAUGACAAAUGAAAGGUGAUGUGUUUGGUCCUCCCCAUAACAUUCUGGAAAGGCGAUAGAGCUAUUGUGUACGUGUUGUGUAGCAAUAGCUCCCGUAACCCUGUAUGCCAAUUCUUCUAACUCUAUGGAUUCCUCUAACUUGGCAUGUUUCAACCUUGGCAACUUGAAGAAGUGUGGGCUUCAAUUCCACAAAUUCCCAUAAUGUCAAAGUGGGAGGACCCUUUCUAAUUCAACCUGAAAUCUCAUUCUCCAGAUAGGAGAGGGGAGGAAUUCAAAUUCUACAGGAAAAUAUUGUGCAGUUACAUGCACAUUCCAAAAGUCAGUCUCUCCCUUUG
Notechis scutatus (mainland tiger snake) is the source of this 8937-nucleotide messenger RNA. The record is from RefSeq and is a predicted model, not a curated record. NCBI's taxonomy places the organism in Eukaryota, Metazoa, Chordata, Lepidosauria, Squamata, Elapidae.